Eufriesea mexicana is the source of this 659-nucleotide messenger RNA. RefSeq lists its product as uncharacterized. The transcript is spliced from 4 exons. NCBI's taxonomy places the organism in Eukaryota, Metazoa, Arthropoda, Insecta, Hymenoptera, Apidae. The record is from RefSeq and is a predicted model, not a curated record. Bases 97 to 609 code for a protein of 170 amino acids.
UCUGCUCUCCAUGAGGAAUAUAUAAAUCGCGGGUAGGGCUUAAAUUCAGGUUAGUUCAGAUAGUUUGCGAGCCUAUCGCGAAGCUGUGAUCACGCUAUGCAGCUCCACGUCGCGUUGCUCGCUUUCGCUGUGAUCCUGGUCAUAUCGAUAGAGGCGAAACCAAUCUGGUCAGACUUGUACGUCAGCAGCUACCAGUACCCUCCCGGAGCCAUCAACGUGCACCCACAGCUGCUUCAGUACCAGAGCUCCCCGUACUACCUUUACAAUGUACACACGGAUGCAAGCGCGGCCCCCGCUGCCGCCAUCGCCCAAGGAAAACUUUCGGUCUCCCACUUGCCAGCCUACAGCGUUUAUUAUGGGACCCCGGUUUACGAUUUCCGGUUUCCAUUGAAUCCGGUGUUUCCGAUAUUGAAACCCGCCCAACCGGGAGGCGAGCUUAAACCCACUGCACCAUCGACGACCACUAUGAAGCCAGCUGACAAGGACGGCGAGGAUGGCAUCGAGAAGUUGGACUCGAAGGUUGAACCAGGAAAGGAAACGAAGAAACCGAAUGAGGAAAAGAAAGAGGAAAACAUGGACGACGAGAGCAUUACCAUUGACUCGAUAUAAACCGUGUACAUAUCAUGUUCCACGCAAAUCGAUGCUAAUUAAAUAAAACA